AUGUCCGACGCCGACGAUAGCAACCCAAUCCAGGAACCCCUCGACCUUGUCCGCCUAUCACUUGAUGAACACGUUUUCGUCAAGUUGCGAGGAGACCGGGAGCUGCGGGGGAGACUACAUGCUUAUGAUUCACAUUGCAACCUUGUGCUCGGUGAGGUCGAGGAGACUAUCUAUGUGGUGAACGAUGACGAGGAUGAUGAUAGUGUUAAGACGAUCAAGAACAACUCGGAAAUGUUGUUCGUGAGAGGAGAUUCUGUUGUCCUCAUUUCGCCGCAGUCACAGUCAUAA
Messenger RNA from Morchella importuna, 288 nucleotides. RefSeq lists its product as uncharacterized. The record is from RefSeq and is a predicted model, not a curated record. Gene Ontology annotation, biological process: mRNA splicing, via spliceosome; P-body assembly. The transcript is spliced from 4 exons. Gene Ontology annotation, cellular component: Lsm1-7-Pat1 complex; precatalytic spliceosome; catalytic step 2 spliceosome. Lineage: Eukaryota; Fungi; Ascomycota; Pezizomycetes; Pezizales; Morchellaceae. The coding region runs from base 1 to 288 and encodes 95 amino acids. Gene Ontology annotation, molecular function: RNA binding.